UACGAGCAGCAGUGUGUCUGUUAGCAAACGCACACAUAAACACACUGUGUGAUAGUCGGCUGUUUACAAUCGGUGUCCGGUUACUUGCCAACGGAUUCACAUCAUUUACUGUUACCGACACAGCACCAGCAUGAUGUUGAGGUACACUGUAGUCCGAGGCGGCCUCGGCCUGCUGGCUGUGAGGAGGGCCUGUCUUUCUCCCCGCUUCGCCCACUCUGCACCGAAGAACGAGUAUCGACCAAUCAAGAAAGUCAUGGUGGCCAAUAGAGGUGAAAUCGCUAUCCGUGUGUUCAGAGCCUGCACUGAACUGGGGAUUCGAACUGUGGCUGUCUACUCUGAGCAAGACACUGGACAAAUGCACAGGCAGAAAGCAGAUGAGGCUUACCUGAUUGGAAAAGGCCUGCCACCUGUUGCAGCAUACCUGGACAUUCCUGACAUCAUCAAAGUAGCAAAGGACAACAAUGUGGACGCUAUCCACCCAGGCUACGGUUUCCUGUCUGAGCGGGCAGACUUUGCACAGGCCUGCGCAGACGCUGGGGUGAUGUUUGUAGGACCAACCCCAGAAACGGUUCGCAAGAUGGGAGACAAGGUGGAGGCUCGUGCCCUGGCCAUCAGUGCAGGUGUACCUGUGGUCCCAGGAACAGAUUCCCCCAUCUCCUGCCUGCAGGAUGCGCAGGUGUUCGCCCAAACCUACGGCUUCCCCAUCAUCUUCAAGGCGGCCUAUGGAGGAGGUGGUCGUGGCAUGAGAGUGGUCAGAGAGUACGAGGAACUUGAGGAGAAUUAUCAGCGGGCCUACUCUGAAGCCCUGACGGCUUUUGGGAACGGAGCCCUGUUUGUUGAGAAGUUUAUUGAAAAGCCACGACACAUCGAAGUACAGAUCCUCGGCGAUAAAUAUGGUAAUGUCAUCCACCUCUACGAGAGAGACUGCUCCAUUCAGCGGAGACACCAAAAGGUUGUGGAGAUUGCACCGGCUUUCCAACUGGAUCCCCAUCUAAGAGACAGACUUCAUGCUGAUGCUGUCAACCUGGCCAAACAGGUGGGCUACGAGAACGCAGGGACUGUGGAGUUCCUAGUGGACAAACAUGGCAGACACUACUUCAUCGAGGUCAACUCGCGACUCCAAGUUGAACACACGGUCACUGAAGAAAUCACUGAUGUGGACCUGGUGCAUGCCCAGCUGCAUGUGUGUGAGGGCCGCAGCCUGCCAGAACUGUCCCUUAAACAAGACAAGAUCAGGGUGAACGGCUGUGCGAUCCAGUGCAGGGUGACGACCGAAGACCCAGCCAGAGGCUUCCAACCAGACACCGGCAGGAUUGAGGUUUUCCGAAGCGGUGAAGGCAUGGGCAUCCGUCUGGACAGUGCCUCGGCCUUCCAGGGUGCUGUGAUCUCGCCCCAUUAUGACUCGCUGCUCGUUAAAGUCAUCGCCAGUGGGAAGGACCUCCAGACUGCAGCUUCCAAGAUGAGCCGAGCCCUGGCCGAGUUCAGAGUGCGAGGGGUCAAGACCAACAUCCCGUUCCUCCAGAAUGUUUUUUCCAACCACCAGUUCCUCCACUCCACAGUGGACACCCAGUUCAUCGAUGAGAACCAGGAACUCUUCAACCUCAAACCCACUCAGAACCGAGCCCAGAAACUCCUGCACUACCUGGGUCAUGUGAUGGUUAAUGGACCAACCACACCCAUCCCAGUCAAGGCUAAGCCUUCCUCCAUAGACCCUGUCAUUCCUCCUGUCACCAUGGGUGAGCCUCCAGUAGGUUUCCGUGACGUGCUGCUUCGUGAUGGUCCUGAGGGUUUCGCCAAGGCUGUCCGUGCUCACCAAGGCCUGUUGCUAAUGGAUACCACCUUCAGGGAUGCCCACCAGUCACUUCUGGCAACUAGGGUCCGGACGCAUGACCUGAAGAUGAUCUCGCCGUUUGUCAGCCACAACUUCAACAACCUAUUCAGCUUGGAGAACUGGGGAGGUGCUACCUUUGAUGUGGCCAUGCGCUUCCUGUCAGAGUGCCCCUGGAAGAGACUGCAGGAGCUGAGAGCUUUGAUCCCAAACGUUCCCUUCCAGAUGCUGCUGAGAGGGGCCAACGCUGUGGGCUACACCAACUACCCUGACAACGCUGUCUUUAAGUUCUGCGAGGUGGCCAAGGAAAACGGCAUGGAUAUCUUCCGCGUGUUUGAUUCCCUGAACUACCUGCCAAACAUGCUGCUGGGCAUGGAGGCUGCUGGUGCAGCAGGUGGCGUAGUGGAGGCUGCCAUCUCGUACACAGGCGACGUCUCUGACCCGAUGAGGCAGAAGUACUCUCUGGAUUACUAUGUGAAACUGGCAGAUGAGCUUGUCAAAGCUGGAACCCACAUCCUGUGUAUCAAGGAUAUGGCCGGCCUGCUGAAGCCAGAGGCUAGUAAGCUUUUGAUUGGCUCUCUGAGAGACCGCUUCCCGGAUGUACCCAUCCAUGUGCACACACACGACACAGCUGGAGCCGGUGUUGCUGCUAUGCUGGCCUGUGCUGAGGCUGGAGCUGACGUGGUGGAUGUGGCUGUGGACUCUAUGGCGGGGAUGACCUCUCAGCCCAGCAUGGGAGCCAUGGUGGCCUGCGCCAAGGGGACCAAGCUUGACACUGGCAUUGCUCUGGAGAAGGUGUUUGACUAUAGUGAAUACUGGGAAGUAGCCAGAGGCCUGUAUGCUCCAUUCGACUGCACCGCCACCAUGAAAUCAGGCAACGCUGAUGUCUAUGAGAAUGAGAUACCUGGAGGACAGUACACCAACCUUCACUUCCAGGCUCACAGCAUGGGACUGGGAAAUAAGUUCAAGGAGGUGAAGAAGGCCUAUACUGAAGCCAACAAACUACUGGGAGACCUCAUUAAGGUGACUCCAUCCUCUAAGAUCGUGGGCGACUUGGCCCAGUUCAUGGUGCAGAACAACCUGACCAGGGCAGAAGUGGAGGAGAGGGCGGACGAGUUGUCCUUCCCCCUGUCUGUGGUCGAGUUCCUGCAGGGAUACAUCGGGAUACCACAUGGAGGAUUCCCGGAGCCGUUUAGAUCAAAGGUGCUGAAGUCCCUUAACCGCGUUGAGGGUCGUCCCGGUGCCUCUCUGCCCGCCAUGGACUUCAAAGUCCUGGAGGAGGGGCUCCGAGCUGCACACGGUGAAGAAAUCACCCCUGAGGAUGUGAUGUCAGCAGCCAUGUACCCCAAGGUGUUCCAGGAGUUCAAGGAAUUUACUGCUAACUUUGGUCCCGUGGACUGUCUCAGCACCAGGCUGUUCCUGGAUGGACCCAAGAUCGCUGAGGAGUUUGAGGUGGAGCUGGAGAGAGGAAAGAUCCUCCACAUCAAGGCGCUGGCACUGGGUGACCUCAACAAGGCUGGCCAGAGAGAAGUCUUCUUUGAGCUGAAUGGACAGCUGCGGUCUGUGUUGGUUAAAGACACUGUCGCCAUGAAGGAAAUGAAGUUCCACCCCAAGGCUCAGAAGUCUAUCAAGGGCCAGGUGGGAGCACCCAUGCCUGGGAAAGUCCUGGAGGUCAAAGUGGAAGUGGGAUCCAAGGUGGAGAAGGGUCAGCCACUGUGUGUCCUCUCGGCCAUGAAGAUGGAGACCGUGGUCAACUCCCCGAUGGCUGGUACCAUUAAGGCUGUCCAUGUCACAGCUGACGCCUCCCUGGAGGGAGAUGACCUGAUACUGGAAAUCGAGGAGUAGAGCGCGAGGGCAAAGGGAGGGAAGGAGUAGUGUGAGGCGGGAGUUAGAUCAUCUGAUUCUGUAAAUGGUGAGGUUUUAAAAAGAGAAAAAACUGAAAACGUGGAAGGGAAAAAACAGGAAUCCUUUUCGUCAAAGACGACUCUCAUCUGUGAAACAACUGGCAUAUUGGCCCUCAAUUUGUACAUAUUCUGUCCGGUCGUACUUGGGCACAAAAUGAAGCACAGCUCCACACAUAACUACAUGCCUGUAGCAUUUAAGUAGAUGAUAUGACAAUCCUUAAUAAUAUAUUAAUUUGAUUAAUCUUAAAUUGUAUGGCUAAUCAAACUAUUUAAUUCUCCCUAGGUGUGGUAAUUAGGUGAAAACAUAGUAUAUCUUAUUGAAUCUCUAAAUGUCCUGUUAACUUGUGGUAAAUAACAUAUUUUAGAACUGUGAUACAUUCCAUUACCUAACUGCUCUGUCUUAAAUGUGAUGUAUUACUAACAGGGUCAUACUUGCAAUUAAAUGGCACAAUUUCCAUUUCUGUGCUGUCGAUGUUGCCUAAUAUAUUCACAGUGAGUAGGUGAGCCUUCAUAUUAAUGACUACUUAAUAGUGUAAUUAGCAGGGUUCAGACAAAGAAGGAUAGACUUGAGGAUGUAUUACCAAAUUAUUUUUCAUAUGUAAACAAUAUUUUCAUUUUUUAACACAUGCUCGCCUCUGCAAGACAUUAUCAAUCUUUGACAUUAGCCACAGUGCAUUCUCAUACUGUGUAAUCACUGGUAGCGUUAGACUCUUAACUCUUUUGUUAGAAAUUGAACAUUGUUCCUUGGAAAGACAACAAAGUACACAGGUUUACACGGGCUGAGGGAAAGUAAUCACAAUAUUUUGUCCAACCUACUUCAGAUUUGUAUGAAUAAACAAUAUUUUCACGAUAAGAGAAGCACAACAAAGCAAGCGGCACCGUUUUUAGUUUAUGGAUGACGGGGACACAGUUGUACAUACCAGAAAUGUCCAAUGUUGCACCAAAGUGAAAUAUGUAUUCUGUUACUGUAUCAGUAAUAGUAGAUGGUUUAUUUUUUGAGAGAUCUGCACUGGUGGUAAAUGUUUCCCCAUUCACACCUGUCUUUAAAAUCCCAAAGCCAUAAUCACGUUAUAGCAACAUGAAAUGAAGCUGUAGGAUUAAAUUUAUGAUUUUUACAAAACACCUCUGUUAUAGUCAGUUUAAAUGUGGCUUUCUUAAUCCAAAACCAGUACUAAGGUGGCCCACUAAAAACCAACUGAGCUCUAUCUGGUGAAUCAUUUUUGAGGUGUGACUUUGAGGCCUUUUUAGUGUCUCUGUUAAUUGUGUGAUGUUGGAAAAGGUGUCAGCGGUACAGUCUGUCUUUUCAGAGCCAGGCAGAUUAUGGUGAAUGGUUUUCUGACUAUGUGGGGAUUUUAAUGCUAGGUGUAAAUGGGAUUACAUGGUGGUGUAAUGGAGGCAUGUGGUGUUAUUUUCUGAGGCGCUGCUGAUUAAUUUGUGAAUUAAUUCUCCGUCAAAUGAUGUGAAAUUAGCCGGACUAAUAAGAGACUCUGGAGACUCCCAGUAGCAGCACUCGGCUUUAUAUUUCUAAUGCAUGUGUAUUUGCAUAAAUGAGUCUAGAUGUAUGUGUGUGUGAAAGCAAAUUUUAAGACAACGUCAACCAGUCCCCAUAAUGCCUCUACAGAGUUGAAAAUGCAUUCUAAAAAUGAAAUGAAAUAUGCAUACACACAUGCACUGAUCCAACAAUAUUUGUGCGAACACUCCCGCUUGUGUGCUGCCUGGCUCCAAAAAAACCCACUGUAUCCAAAAAAUAAAUAAAAGCAAUGCUGCAACAACCUUAUUCAACCGUCAGAUGGUGUAGUUACAGAAUAAUGAAUUAACGUUUUCCAUUUAUAUCAGACCUUUCUUGAACCUGAAAGUGAUUUAUGCUGAAUUGAAUGUCAAGCCACCGGACCAGUGAAAGUAAUAAAAAAAUAAAUGAUGGAUCACAUAUCAAUUACAGUGAGAAAGGAAGUGUCGGUCUCCUUGUAAUACAAUGAAGCAUGAAGUGGUUGGGACGGCAGGCCAGAAAAGAUACAGCUUAUUCUCCCGAAACAUUUGUGCGGCUUUGACAAUACAUCGACUAAAACAGAAAACUUAAGUUUGUACUUAAAUUGUUUCCAGCAUUUUUGCUCCAUUACAUCCGAGAAUGAGCCCCUUUUGAACUAUGCAUCAACACUGAGCAGUGAUGCUGUAGUUAAUUAGAAGACUGAUAUGUCCCCAGCCCACUGCCAUGCCUCACUGUACCUCCAGGCAGUGUCAAUCUGUAUGUGAAAUCUUCUGAAAGAGAUGGAGAUGAUGUGGUGGGCUUGUAUGAAUGAGCGUUUUUGACAAGCUGUUGCACAAUAAUGUAAAGUUCCUUCUCCUUCUUCACUCUCCUCUUAUUUACUUUUCCUGCCUCAUCCACCUAUCCGACAAGCUUUUCAUCAUGUUUUCCUCUCCAUCCCCCUCCCCUUUCUCUUAACACUGUAAAUUUGCACAUGUAAGAUGACAGCAUCAACUCACGCAAUAAUGUCAACUGUAUCACAGUGUUUCUCUGUCUUAGCCAGCAUUGAUUAUAACAACCAUGCUUAUGAAAAUCUACUACUGUCAGUGUCUGUGGGAAAAAAAUAAAUGUGAGGAAAAAGUUCGGACAGCUGUAAAAUGUUCUUUGUUUCAUGAACAGGGAUAUGAUAUUGACCCGUUCUUGAGCUCACACUAUCGGGGUGAACUGAACUUUCUUCGUUUUCCUUUGUAUGUUUUUAUGAAACCAAACAAACUGUUUGUUUAGCAGGCAAAAUGAUUGCUCAUUUCUAUCAAACUGUUCACUAGUUGUCAAGUUUUCUUUCUUUUUCUUAUUUCUAAAUACUACAUGUGGAAUCUAAAUUUAGUGUAACCUUGCAUAUUAACUGAAGUAGUUUACAUUAAAAGAUCUAAGCGUGGAGCACAGAAAAAGGGAAACAUGAUAUAAAGCAACAAUGUUCUUGUCCUAUCUGUACUUAUAAAUAAAGUAAACUAUAGCUAAGUCUG
Molecule: messenger RNA, 6717 nt
Organism: Centropristis striata (black sea bass)
Lineage: Eukaryota; Metazoa; Chordata; Actinopteri; Perciformes; Serranidae
Product: pyruvate carboxylase, mitochondrial-like
Exons: 27
Coding region: 131-3673 (1180 amino acids)
Biological process (GO): pyruvate metabolic process; gluconeogenesis
Cellular component (GO): cytoplasm
Molecular function (GO): metal ion binding; pyruvate carboxylase activity; ATP binding
Source: RefSeq, a predicted model, not a curated record